Messenger RNA from Sitodiplosis mosellana (orange wheat blossom midge), 2290 nucleotides. RefSeq lists its product as uncharacterized. Lineage: Eukaryota; Metazoa; Arthropoda; Insecta; Diptera; Cecidomyiidae. The transcript has 4 exons. The coding region runs from base 58 to 1959 and encodes 633 amino acids. The record is from RefSeq and is a predicted model, not a curated record.
CUAUUUAAAAGUAGAAAUAGUAUUUAUUGAUUUGGUAUUUCAUGAAUUAUAUAGAAAAUGACACGAAAAAGAACUAUUUCGAAAAAAAAUCUACGGUUUCGUCGAUAUAGAAAAGUGAACAAAUUGAUUUCUCAGAGGCGUAAUGAGGUUUUGAACGAAAUACAGCUGGAGGAUGACACGCAAAGAGUUUCACAAUUAAAUAUGUUCAACAUGAACGAACCAAAAUUAAAUGAAUCGAUUGGGUCAUGGGUAAAAUCUCAUGGAAUUACUACAAGAGCUGUGAACGAUUUAUUACGUUUAAUGAACAAAGCAGGUGUUGCACAAUUACCAAAAGAUUAUCGAACUUUGAUGAAAACGCCAAAAACUAUGGAAAUUGUCGAGAAAGCAGGUGGAAAAUAUUGGUAUAAUGGCAUUGAGAGAAACCUGCAACUGAUUUUUUCAAAGCUAAAUGAAAACAUAUCAAUCAAACUCAAUUUUAAUAUGGACGGCCUUCCGGUUUUUAAGAGCUCACAAUGUGUUUUCUGGCCGAUUCUAUCUUCAAUUCACAAAAUGCCCCACAUCCGUCCCAUGAUUAUUUCUAUUUGGUGUGGCAUGAAAAAGCCAAAUAAUUUAACAGAAUAUUUGGAGCCAUUUGUUAUUGAGUUGAAAAGGCUAAUGCAAAAUGGAAUUUGGGUGAAUGGUUACCAUAUAGCUAUAGCAUUUAGAUGCUGCAUAUGCGAUUCCCCUGCGAGAGCCUUCAUUAAAGGUACGGUGAAUUUUAACCAUACUAAUGGGUGUCAGAAGUGCAAAGUGACUGGAUCAAAGUCUGCAGAAGCAAAACGAAUGUACUACGCAGAAAUAGGAUGUUCGCCACGAACUGAUAUCGAAUUUCGGAAUCGAGAGCACUCAAGUCACCACAAAGAACGUUCUGUACUGGAGGAGCUGGAAAUCGACAUGAUUAAGGCAUUCCCAACAUCAGAUCCGCUCCACUUAUUCGAAUUAGGAAUUAUGAAAAGAUUGCUCAAAGUGUGGUUAUUUGGUGACGUUGGCUAUGGCAGGAAAUGGCUGAAAAUUGAUAUCGUUCAAAUAAAUACGCUCCUGCGGGAUAUGAACAAGGACAAACCACGUGAAAUUCAUCGAUCAAUACGCUGUUUAGAUGAUUUUAAAUUUUGGAAGGGAACAGAAUUUAGGUCAUUUUUGCUCUACUACGGUAUAGCUGUUCUGAAAAAUUACUUGCCCGAAGAUGUCUAUAGACAUUUCUUGAUACUGGUGUGUGCCACUACGAUUUGUUAUACAGAUGUUUAUAGAGUAUUCUUACCACUCAGUAAAAUUUGGUUCAGUAGAUAUAUAGAAAAUUAUGCAGAUAUUUAUGGCAUCCACAGCAUCGGUAGUAACGUGCAUUUGUUAAAUCACGUAUGUGACGAUGUAGAAAUGUUUGGGAAUUUAAAUGACAUUAGCACUUAUGCUUUCGAGAAUAGAUUGAAUUUUUUAAAACUCAGAUUAAAACAACCAAAUCUGCCUCUUGAACAGAUUAGUAGAAGAAUUGUCGAAUUAAGUCUAGACUACGAUGACUUCUACUCAUGCAGUAUAAAAAAUGUAGCUUUCCCGCAAUAUAAACAUUCAGAAAUUCGCGAUGGCACUCAAAUUUUCAAAGAAAUAAUUAUCAAUGGCGAUUGUACAUUUUCCUCAAAGCGUAUAGCCGACAGUUGGAUUCUAACUUAUUCUCUUGAAAUCUUUCAAUUCAAAUAUGUUAUGUCAACAGGAAACGCAGUUCAUGUUUACGGUACACCAGUACCCAGAUUAGAGAACUUUUUCACAUACCCAUUGUCUUCUAGUCUGUUAAAUAUUUUCAAGUCAGACGGAAAAAGUGAAACGAACCUAAUGUCAUUUAAUUUGAACGAAAUCAAAGCGAAAAUGUUGCGUCUAAAAAGUUGUGACGAUUUUGUGUUUAUACCUCUUUUGCACACAUUGAAGAAAUAAAAAAAAACAGAAAUAAUAUAAAUAAAAAAUAAAGAAAUAACAAACAUCAAGCUUUUCAUCUAGUUUCUAUUGCUUAAAAUUAACAUCAGUUUUGCAUAAAAUAUGAGUAAUAUGCACAAAACGUGCAUGGAUUAUGCAUAUGGUCAUCGUGUAAUUUGUAUGAAAAAUAAAAGGCGAAUUUGUAUGCAUACGGUAUGCACUGUGGUAUCACCAAAAAAUUACCCAUAUUUUUUUAGUGACUUCAUACAAAAGCGUAGUGUUUUGUGCAUAAUCGAUGCAUAUUUACAUACAAAAAGUAUUGAGUUUCACCAUUAAAGGUUCAUUGGGUAUG